Messenger RNA from Orbicella faveolata, 3132 nucleotides. RefSeq lists its product as uncharacterized. Gene Ontology annotation, molecular function: Wnt-protein binding; Wnt receptor activity. Lineage: Eukaryota; Metazoa; Cnidaria; Anthozoa; Scleractinia; Merulinidae. The record is from RefSeq and is a predicted model, not a curated record. Gene Ontology annotation, cellular component: plasma membrane. Gene Ontology annotation, biological process: non-canonical Wnt signaling pathway; canonical Wnt signaling pathway.
AUGUUAGAUACGACUAUUAAAAUAAUAUCGACCGCAUGGCUGAAGUUCACCAAUAANAUCGUGAAUCUCCGAGUAAAGGCAUUGUCUCCAAACAGUCUCUUGGUCACGUGGGAUCCCCCAAAGGAAGUCUCCGAUUCACUGGUUGGGUACAGCCUCGUUUUCGUUCCCGUUCUAGCGCACCAAAAAAGGAGAACGCACGUGGAACUUUUCAUGAACCGGCAUAUCCUAACUAACCUGCGCCCAGGCACACGAUACAAGAUCAAGCUUGCGCCGCUGAUGAACAGUGGAAAGUUGAAAGGAGUUUACACAAACUGGAUUAAUGCCAGAACUCUAGCAGAUAACAAGACUGCCUUAAGACAGAAGCUUGAUUCCAAAGUCGAGCCACCGAUCUCAUCCCGUGAGGUCCCCGGACAUUGCUCGCCCAUUAACCGACUUUGUGAAGACGUCGGCUACAACUUAACCCAGAUACCUAACCACUUCAACCAACAAAACCAGAAUGACGCCGAGCAAGAGUUGUCCCAGUUCACCAGCAUGAUCCAAUCGAACUGUUCAUCUGUGUUGCACGUGUUUUUAUGCUCACUGUAUUUUCCUCCCUGUACUGAUGAUUGUGAUCCGCCCACGCCCCCAUGCCGCUCCGUGUGUCGCGCGGCCAGACGUGACUGCGAGCCUUGGCUGAAGAGGUCUGGGCACACAUGGCCCUAUAAAUUUAAAUGCAGUGCUUUUCCAGAUCCCAAUGAGAGCGCUUGUAUAGGAGAGGACGGCACCAUAACCUCUGUCCUGGAACCGAUAGUAGUACCGGAGCAAUGUGAACCACUACACAACUCAAGCAUGUGUCAUGGUCUGGGGUACAACCUCGUUCAGAUGCCUAACUUUUUCUACCCCAAUUCACAAAAAGACGCGGAGGACAGAAUGCGUGUAUUUACACCGCUGGUGAACAAGGACUGUUCUGAAAAUCUCCAGUUCUUUCUGUGCGUGUUGUAUGUCCCUCCUUGUGUUAUCAAUAUGGUGGGCAUCAUUCCUCCUUGUCGAGGAUUGUGCGAGGAGGUAAGGCGCGGCUGUGAGCCCGACAUGAUAACUGCUGGCUACCCAUGGCCACCAUUUAUGGACUGUAAACGGUUUCCAUUGAAUGAUAAAAAGGGAUUCUGUUUGAAACCAAAAGCCAAAUGUCAAAAGACGACAGAGGUAAUGAAACCACAGCAACGCUGCCAGCCACUGAGGAUUGCAAUGUGUAAAAGUUUGAACUAUACUCAUACCAUACUGCCAAACUUCCUGAACCAUACCAGCCAGUCUGUUGUGAGUCGUAUCUUCGAAACAAAGGAAUUCAAAUCACAGCUCGAGUCUAAUUGCUCUACUCAGUUGAAACGCUUCGCUUGUUUCCUGUUUGCACCGUUUUGUACGUCUGACGGAACGGCACUACCGCCCUGUCAGAGAUUCUGCGAGAAAGUUAAGACGGAUUGCGCCAACCUGACUGUUCGCUGGUUGGCUGAUUUGGACUGCACGAGAUUCCCGACUCUGUCACGCAAGCGCUUGUGCCUUGGCGAUCCGCUGACCACAAUAGACUGUGUUGGUCCUCACAGCAGACCCUGUACAGUGAUUUCAUCGACUUUUCCAAUUAUCUUAAGAUGUUCGUCGCCUGGCACCCGCUUUGUCAUUGACGAAAUAACAAUCAACCACCACAAUGGAACGAGUGUACUUAUGACGUCAACAUCGGACGCUGUUCGGCAAUGCAACCAAAGCCGACGACAAAUCGAAGGAAAAUACGAAUGUCACUUUACUGUCAAUUAUGGCCAGAAUGGACUGUUUUCAGUGACUCAUGUGGCCGUGAAAUACCAUUGCUUUAAAGACUGAUCGGGAGGUACCAGGUCAUGUGACAACCAAACUUUACAUCGUGUAUGUGUGUGUGUGUGUGUUUGUGUGGUGCAUUUGGAAAUAAAAAGCAACGUCAAAUAAUAAACAUUGAUAUCGUGCUAUGAUAAGGUCAGACAUUCCACUUAGGACAUGAGUUGAUUGACAGACAUAGCUCGAGAAUUCCUUUCUUUUUGCUGCCAGUAGAUUGAAAAAUGCAGUGCAUUACUUCAAGAUUAGAACUGCCCCAAUUGUCCUCCGCAACUUUUGCGCAACGUUUGGCGUUUAAAGCAAUUUUUUGCGGUUCUAGCAACCUCGAGUAAGUUUUGCCUUUCUGAGCAACUUUUGAGCAAAAUAUAGGUUUAGAACACAUAUCAAGCACAACGAUUUCAUAGAAAACUUCCAUUUAUGCGAAUUUCUUGAAAUUUAAUCGACUUUUUUGAAGUUUGAACACAUAACCUGUUCGCAGGUCUAUAGUUUUGUGCCGUUAAACUUAAGAAUAUCCUUAAAUUUCGCCCAUAUUUGCUAACAACUCUUUAUUAAAAGCUAAGUUUUCUUGACCGAUGACCGUUAGUAGUUAUUGUGAAGAAAGAAAAAUAAAGCUUUUAAUUAGAAUUUUAUAAAAAGCAACUUUUGAAAUUUACGUCGCAAUUUUUUGGAUUUUUGGUAAUUUUUAGCAACAUGUUGGCAUUCCAGUGAGCAAGGUUCCAGCAUUUUACGAGUACAAUCGGGACAGGCCUAUUGAAGACUGUUGCACUGGCGAAGGGCUGACCCUCGAAACAUUGACUGUUAACGGUGGUCUCUUGACCUUUAUCAACUUCAAGUUUCUUGUGCUCCUUGUCGACAUAGUAAAGUCCGGCGUACAUUUUUUUUGGUCAUAAUUUAUUUUGUAUAAAAUUAGGCUAGUGUAUGAUCCAAAUUCUUCCAUUACUACUGUUACUGAUUAAUAGUAUAACUACGGUAGUUUGUAGUGGUUUGAAGUAUGGAACUUUGUAUCCUUUUACAAACUAUCUUUAAAGUGACAUGCAGCUGCAAUGAAUUAAAAAGAAAUAAUGAAAAAACAGCUGAGUAAAUGUCUCUCGUUCAGGUAUCAAACGCGUCAUAGUCUUUGAACAAGUGUUAUCAUAUGACUUGCUCCGUUGGCGGGCAAGAUAAAUCGCCGGAUCCGACGCUGGGAUUGGCUAUCCUAGCGGGCAAAAUGGCGCUAUCUUGCCCGUUCGGGAUUACCCGCUCUGUCCCGCAAAAAAAUAAAGAACAGUGUUCUUUUCCAUAUAAUAAAUCCUUUAU